AUGAUCCGCUCUCUCUUAUUCGCCGCUUUCGUCGGAAAUCUUUUGCUUAUUGAAGCUGCUUCCGUGCUGAGCCUUGGACGCGCAAAGAGACAAGAUGUUGGCAGUUAUUGCUCAAAACACGCUGAGCAUUAUGCCAAGUUUUGCAACAUGAGAGUUUCCGAUUUGGAUUCGGAAACGUUCACAAAACUAGCGAAAUUCUGCCCCGCUUACAAGAAACAUUGUGGAGUUGAUGGGGUUGAAAAGAAAGAAGCUGGCGAGAUGAUCGUCCCUCCACCAUUGCCAAGGGGUGAUGCUCGUCUUGAUCUUCCCCUCUCUCCUCUCACUCAUCGUAUUCAUGAGACUCCCUCAAUCACUUCUGAGAAAGUUCAACUCACCGCUGCGAUGAUCGCCAGCUGCACUCCUGACUGCACAGCCUCGUAUUGCACAACAGAAUGCAAAUGCGCUAACACUCAUCCCAAGGUGCAUGCCCUCUGCAAUCCACCCGCUUCCGGCGAUAUGGCGAACACGUGCCAACGGUGGUAUGCCAAAUGCCCUAUGUUUCAACCAGUUCAAUACUAU
Mesorhabditis belari is the source of this 558-nucleotide messenger RNA. Lineage: Eukaryota; Metazoa; Nematoda; Chromadorea; Rhabditida; Rhabditidae. The record is from the annotation of a GenBank genome assembly.